CCGGGCAGAGGCGCUCCUCACUUCCCAGACGAUGGGUGGCCGGGCAGAGGCGCUCCUCACUUCCCAGAUGGGGCGGCCGGGCAGAGGCGCUCCUCACUUCCCAGAUGGGGCGGCCGGGCAGAGGCGCUCCUCACUUCCCAGACGGGGCGGCCGGGCAGAGGCGCUCCUCACUUCCCAGACGAUGGGUGGCCGGGCAGAGGGGCUCCUCACUUCCCAGACAGGGUGGCCGGGCAGAGGCGCUCCUCACUUCCCAGACGCGGCGGCCGGGCAGAGGCGCUCCUCACUUCCCAGACGACGGGUGGCCGGGCAGAGGCGCUCCUCACUUCCCAGACGGGGCGGCCGGGCAGAGGCGCUCCUCACUUCCCAGACGGGGCGGCCGGGCAGAGGCGCUCCUCACUUCCCAGACGAGGCAGCCGGGCAGAGGCGCUCCUCACUUCCCAGACGGGGCGGCCGGGCAGAGGCGCUCCUCGCUUCCCAGACGGGACCCGGGCGAGGAUACACCUCCCUGGCUGCCGCUUUAACACGGGGCCGGCGGCUGCAGCCAAGCCCACUCAGCCUGGCCUCUUAGGCCGCAGCCGGGUGUCUCGCCUGGUCUCUGCCCUCCGGCCGUGCCCUCUCGACCGCUUGCACCGCCGGCCGCUCUCGCUCCAGCCCUGGCGGCCCCGGGGCCCACCCUACGCGGUCCCGCUGCAGCAGCCACAACCCGCGCGUCUUCCGGCGGGUUAUGAGCCCCGGCCGCCGGCUCCGCCCACAGGGGGCGGCCAUGGAGCCCUCCCUCUCCCGGGAAGCAGCGCGCGCCCUCGAACCCGGAAGCUGGAAGCCGCCCGAGCGCGCCCCCGAGGGCCGCCCGGAACCGUGGGUAGCGGCCACCCAGCCACACCGCCCCACGGUUCCUCACAGCGGUCCUUGGGAGACCUCCUUCAGCCUUUCCGGUGA
Nomascus leucogenys (northern white-cheeked gibbon) is the source of this 936-nucleotide messenger RNA. Its product is annotated as collagen alpha-1(I) chain-like. The record is from RefSeq and is a predicted model, not a curated record. Lineage: Eukaryota; Metazoa; Chordata; Mammalia; Primates; Hylobatidae. The transcript has 4 exons. The annotation marks the transcript as partial.